Molecule: messenger RNA, 528 nt
Organism: Pterocles gutturalis (yellow-throated sandgrouse)
Lineage: Eukaryota; Metazoa; Chordata; Aves; Pterocliformes; Pteroclidae
Gene: CSK
Product: c-src tyrosine kinase
Exons: 4
Molecular function (GO): protein binding
Source: RefSeq, a predicted model, not a curated record
AGGUCUCAUGGUACCCAGUGACGUGUCCCCCCUGUGAGAUUCACGCCCCCCCAACCUUCUGAGAAGAUGUCAGGGAUGCAGGCCGUUUGGCCGUCCGGUACAGAAUGUAUCGCCAAAUACAACUUCCACGGUACCGCCGAGCAGGACCUGCCCUUCAGCAAAGGAGACGUCCUCACCAUCGUCGCUGUCACGAAGGAUCCCAACUGGUACAAGGCAAAGAACAAGGUGGGCCGGGAGGGCAUCAUCCCCGCUAACUACGUGCAGAAGCGGGAAGGAGUGAAAGCUGGGAUCAAACUCAGCCUCAUGCCGUGGUUCCAUGGGAAGAUCACACGGGAGCAGGCGGAGCGGCUGCUGUACCCCCCCGAGACGGGGCUUUUCCUGGUGCGGGAGAGUACCAACUACCCCGGGGACUACACGCUGUGCGUCAGCUGCGAGGGCAAGGUGGAGCACUACCGCAUCAUCUACUCCUCCAGCAAGCUCAGCAUUGAUGAGGAGGUCUACUUCGAGAACCUCAUGCAGCUGGUGGAG